AGCCGGAGCCAGAGCCAGAGCCAGAGCCAGAGCCAGAGCCGGAGCCAGAGCCAGAGCCAGAGCCAGAGCCAGAGCCGCAGCUGCAGCCGCAGCCGGAGAUGGAGCCACAAGCAGAGCCACAGUCGCAGCCAGAGCCGGAGCCAGAGCUGCAGCCAGAGCUGGAGCCAGAGCUGCAGCCAGAGCUGGAGCCAGAGCUGCAGCCAGAGCUGGAGCCAGAGCUGCAGCCAGAGCUGGAGCCAGAGCUGCAGCCAGAGCUGGAGCCAGAGCUGCAGCCAGAGCUGGAGCCGCAAGCAGAGCUGGAGCCAGAGCUGGAGCCGCAAGCAGAGCUGGAGCCAGAGCUGGAGCCGCAGCCGCAGCUGCAGCCGCAGGCACAAGCAGAGCUGCAGCCAGAGCUGGAGCUGCAGCCGCAGGCACAAGCAGAGCUGCAGCCGCAAGCAGAGCUGGAGCCAGAGCUGGAGCUGCAGCCGGAGCUGCAGCCGCAAGCAGAGCUGCAGCCGCAGCCGCAGCCGCAGCCGCAGGCACAAGCAGAGCUGCAGCCAGAGCUGCAGCCGCAGCCGCAGCCGCAGCCGCAGGCACAAGCAGAGCUGCAGCCUCAAGCAGAGCCGGAGCCGCAGCCGCAGCCGCAGCCGCAGCCGCAGGCACAAGCAGAGCUGCAGCCUCUAG
Messenger RNA from Hirundo rustica (Barn swallow), 663 nucleotides. Its product is annotated as serine/arginine-rich splicing factor 4-like. The record is from RefSeq and is a predicted model, not a curated record. The annotation marks the transcript as partial. Lineage: Eukaryota; Metazoa; Chordata; Aves; Passeriformes; Hirundinidae. The transcript has 2 exons.